GCUUUGAACGAUUAGUGUCGGAAAUCAGUAUUUCAACACCAGACUUUUAAAUUUCAUUUCUCUACGCGCUCUGCCUCUCUCUCUGCGUCGCUGUCAAUGCGAGCGAGCAAAAUGAUUGAUAGACGCUUAACCCCACACCAGCAAGCGUUGCUGCCAAAUGCCACUAUCACGCGCUGCCGACUACUCGCCUCGCUCUGCUUGCUACUUUGUCUUUCAGGUGCGGCGCUUGCUGCACAAUCCCCAACACCGGUUGUGACAGCCACUAACGCCACCACGAACGCAACGAAAUAUCCACAUGCCGCCGUCUAUGAGGCACAUGCCAAUCAGUAUUUAGACUGGGCCUCGACACGUAUGCAAAGCAUUUGGGCGCGGCGGCGCAGCAGUUUCCUCAAUCUCACCACCAAAGGACGCGGUUACAACGCCAUCAAUCAAGCGCCGAUUAAGCAAGAAAUCGAAAAUGACUAUCGCCACCUCGUGUAUGCAUUGGCGAUGAACCUCAGCACCGUACCGGUGAUGCAGCUGAAAGAUCCAGUAUUGCGGCGACGUGUGAGACGUCUCGCAAAAUUGCAACUCUACGGUCUGCCGGAUAAGGAUUACGAGGAAGCCAAGGAUUUGUUGCAUACGAUGCAAACGUUUAUAACCUCACGCAUGGUUUGCUCGCUGGGAGACUGUCAGCAAACGGUCGCUAUGGUGCCGGCGAUAGUGAAUCAUGCAAUGCGCACGAAGAGUCUGGCUGACUUGGAGUACUUUUGGCGUGAAUGGCGUUCGGUGUUGGCGGAUCGUAAUCGUGCCAAAUCGGCUUUCAUCUCAUAUGUGCGAAUGCUGCGCCUGGCGGCCUCAUAUAACGGCCACAUAACCCCAUCACGUACCUGGUAUCUGUAUUACGAUACUGAUAAUUUUCAACGUGAGCUGGAGAAUGUCGUAUGGGAAAUAAUGCCGUUAUAUCAGGAAUUACACGCCUAUCUACUGAAAAGUGUACGCAGCACUUAUGGCGAGAAAUUGUAUGCCGAAGAGGGCGCCAUACCGGCGCCUGUGUUGGAGCAAAUUGUACGACAGGCUUGGUCGCCGCGCCCUGUUUUCCGCACACCCUUUCCGACGCAUCAAUUGCCGACCGUUAAGCAGCGGUUGGAGGAAAUACUUGUGACACCAGUGAAGAUUAUUAAAAAGUCAGCGGAAUUCUUUGAGUCCAUCGGGUUGAAUCAUAUGUCGGACUCUUUCUAUGAACGCUUUUCACGUCGCAUUGGCGAUGAGGAAAUCGGUUCCGAUUGUCACGCUGAAGUAUUCUACUUUCCACCGGAAGCGGCGCUACGCUAUUGCCCCAAGUUGGAUUAUAAGAAACUCUUGCAAAUGCACGGUAAUAUGGCCGAACUGCAAUAUAAUCUCUAUCGUGGACGGUUGCCUUUUGGCGUGGACAGCGAGCCUUGCCCGGGUUUUGCAGCUGCUAUUGGCGAAGCGGCCGUUAUCGCUUCGGGCACACCACGGCAUCUCAACCGAUUGCAUUUGCUCUUCAAUCACAGCUUGAGCGAGGAACAAUCAAUGAAUCGACUGUUCCGUAUGGGUAUUCACACAAUUUUGGCGAUACCACAGUACUUCAUAAAUGACAAGUUUUUGGUCGACGUGAUGGACGGUCAUAUUGGCGCUCAGGAAUUGAAUUGUGCUUACUGGAAUUUGCAGAAUAAGUAUGCUGGUAUUGUGCCACCGCAGCGUCGUAAUGAGAAUACUUUUGAUCCUGAUUUUAAAUUCUAUCGUGGUCUGAAUCCAGAGAAACCAAAUACCGAGAAAUUGCUUUCGGAAAUACUGGGCUAUCAGUUUUAUCGGGCAUUUUGUUUGGCCAGCGAACAAUAUCGACCCGGUGAUCCGGAAUAUCCAUUGCACAACUGUGAUUUUCAUGGCAGUACGAAGGCCGGUGAUUUGAUGAGGCAAAUGAUGGAGGCCGGCGCAACCAGGCAUUGGCGUGAUUUGAUGGAAAUCGCCACAGGUGAGCGUAAGCUGAGCGGCAAAGGUGUGAUGGAAUAUUAUGCGCCGCUAUACACUUGGCUGAAGGAGCAGAAUAAAAAGAAUGGCGUGGAAGCCGGUUGGGAUUCAGAGACCAGAUGCAGCAAGGACUACAACAUUUCAUCCUAAAGCUUUGGAUACCACAAUUCGCUCUUUGUAUUAAAAGUAAAUAUAUAUAUAUAUAUGUAUAUCGAUAUUUUUAUGAUAUGAUUAU
Messenger RNA from Bactrocera tryoni, 2209 nucleotides. RefSeq names its product angiotensin-converting enzyme-like. The transcript is spliced from 10 exons. The record is from RefSeq and is a predicted model, not a curated record. Gene Ontology annotation, cellular component: plasma membrane. Gene Ontology annotation, biological process: proteolysis. The coding region runs from base 97 to 2124 and encodes 675 amino acids. Lineage: Eukaryota; Metazoa; Arthropoda; Insecta; Diptera; Tephritidae. Gene Ontology annotation, molecular function: metallopeptidase activity; peptidyl-dipeptidase activity.